Molecule: messenger RNA, 693 nt
Organism: Striga hermonthica
Lineage: Eukaryota; Viridiplantae; Streptophyta; Magnoliopsida; Lamiales; Orobanchaceae
Source: the annotation of a GenBank genome assembly
AUGGAUUACCUUACGUUGACGCCGCCUGACCACGACGACUGCGGCUUGGUCGAUCCCAAUUUCACCGAAGUAAUGGAGAACCAACUCACUGACAACGAAGAAGAAGAAGACGACGACACCGGCGCGCAGCUGGAGAGCGCGCUGGGAAGGCGGUGGACUAACAACGACUCGCAGCGUGUUGUGUGGAGGAUGGAUCGGGAGAUACAUGCCCUCGGUCCGGAAUACUUCGCACACUACCGGGCCCACUUUGUGGAUAUGGUCGCCGACCCGGAUUUCGGGCACGUGUGGGAGCGCGCAAUCUGCCGGUAUAUCAACUACCUGCGGGCCCAAGGCUCGCUAGUCCCCGACACGGACACGGACUACCUGGUCUCGGAUAUCUGGUCGGAGGUGGGGAGGUAUAUCGACACGGGCGCCGUUGAUGUUACUAUUGACACGGGCGCCAUUGAUGAUGAUCAUAUCGUGGUCGGGAGCGGUGUGAGUGAGGAGGCUUUGUCGAGAGGGCUGAAGAGGAAGCGGGGGAGUGGGGAGAUGUGCGUGGUGUGCCAGGACUCGCUUGGGGACGGGGAACAAGUGGCGGGCCUUGGGUGCGGGCACGACUACCACGUGGACUGCAUCAAGCAGUGGCUGAGGGAGAAGAAUGUCUGCCCCCUUUGCAAAGUCAGAGCCGUACAAGAAGAAGAUGAUGAUGCAUAG